Molecule: messenger RNA, 588 nt
Organism: Prorocentrum cordatum
Lineage: Eukaryota; Dinophyceae; Prorocentrales; Prorocentraceae
Source: the annotation of a GenBank genome assembly
CGAGGACAUGCGAAUCAAGAGCCGCGCCGUCUAUUUCCUCAGAAACGUGCCCGACCAGAAGGAGGUCAAAAAAGACAUAGCUUGCGAUGGAGAGCUCCUCUUCGGCGAGAUGGCGGCGUCGCCCCUGGAGAGCCUGAACACCGGGCUCAUGGACGUCUUCCGCCCGCUCGUCACUCACCCGGGGAGCAUCGAUUGGGCUAGCUGCGACUCUGAGCAGGCGACGGAGUUCCGCUCCAGCCUGGACCGCUUCACGACCGAGCUCUCAGAAGGCAUCAAGUCCCUCUCUGGUGGCAUCGACCUGGGUAGUCCAGAGCCCAAGGACAUAGAGAUCUAUCGCUCCGUCAGCCACCCUGACAUUGCGAAGGACCACCCAGAGUUGGUCCAGAAGUUCGAAACUCUUCUGGAAACCUGGUGCCGGCAGAUCGAGCACUACCUGGAGGAGACCCUGGAGGGGCAGCAGAAGGAGUCUGGCGACCCGGGCCCCCGCACCGAGUUGGACUUUUGGAGGAACCGCCUCCAGAAGAUCACCUCCAUCACGGAGCAGCUCAAGACGAAGGAGCGGAAGCUGGUGCUCCACCUGCUGCAGGC